CACAAAUCGGAUAGCGGAUAAAUCAGAGAAAGUUGCGACGAAAGGCCUGGGAAGCGCAAAUAAGCACCGAACUCUUUGGUCGGAGGAAACACAGAUUAAGAACACAGUCGAAGCCUCGGAGGAAAAUCAAAUUAGCGUUGGAUUGCUACUGUUACAAAUCAAAUGCAGCAAUGGAGCAAUUGAAUCACGACGCUUUCUGUCAAUCCGUUCAACCCCCAAAUCUGCCUGAUAUGCGCGUGCCCUCCGAUCGAUUGCAUUCCGAUUCCAGGCUGGAAUCAGAAGUAACGCAUUCUAUUGCUGCACGCAAAGUUCAGAAGGCUGAUCGUGAAAAAUUGAGGAGGGAUCGUCUCAACGAGCAGUUUACAGAGUUGGGAAACGCGCUUGAUCCUGAUAGGCCUAAAAAUGACAAAGCAUCCAUUCUCACUGAUACGAUCCAAAUACUGAAGGAUUUGACUGCUGAAGUCAACAGACUAAAAUCUGAGUGCACUUCACUGACUGAAGAAUCUCGUGAGUUGAGUCAGGAGAAGAAUGAUCUGAGAGAAGAGAAGUCAUCCCUCAAAAAUGAUAUUGAGAACCUUAAUCUUCAGUAUCAGCAGAGAUUGAGGGCUAUGUUUCCAUGGGCUGGUAUGGAACAUUCAGUUGUCAUGCAGCCGCCUUCUUUUCCCUUCCCAUUGCCCAUGCCCAUUCCUCCUGGAACGAUUCCCUUGCAUCCAUCUUUGCAGCCAUAUCCUUACUUUGGAAAUCAAAAUCCUGCAAUGGUUCCCAGCCCUAGUUCAACUUUUGUUCCAUAUCUAACUCCUCAUACGCUAACAGAACAACAGUCCACCCCAUAUGUAUCCCCAGUAAUGCAGCCAGGAAGGAGGUCUGAGGUUUCAAGCCAACAAGAUUCACGAAAUAAAUUAUCAGAUCAAGUGGAGAGCAAGAUAGGAAAAAGUGAAGAUUCUGAUGAGGUGGCGACAGACUUGGAGCUAAAGACGCCUGGGUCUACAGUAGAUCAGAUUUCGUCAUCUGGACAAAAAAGAUCCAAGAAAUUAUCAAGGAAGGAAAAUGGCACUACAGAUGGGGGUUCUUCAAGCAGGUGCUCUUCAUCUCGUAGUGUACAGGCCAGCUCAUCAAAUAGUAUAGUUGCUGGCAUGAAGGCUGAUGAUUGAGGAAAACAAUUGUGUCAGAUGCAUCCAAAUUGCACAAACAGGAUACUGGUGCUGCUGUAAGAGGCUACUAAGUUCGGGUCCUCUGUCAUUCCCUCUUGGAAGGCUUCACUGAUAUUUUUUAAAGUUCAUGCUCUGUUGCCUUCAUUUACCGGGUAGGAGAUGUGCUUGAUGAUGUACAAAUGCUAUCAUUUUGAGACAGGGUUAAAUGUGACGACUCUGUCUGUCUUAGAUUGCUGGUCGCAAGGAAGAAAAUGUUUACAAAGCCUGUGAUGAUGUACAAAUGCUAUCAUUUUGAGACAGGGUUAAAUGUGACGACUCUGUCUGUCUUAGAUUGCUGGUCGCAAGGAAGAAAAUGUUUACAAAGCCUGU
Ilex paraguariensis (yerba mate) is the source of this 1520-nucleotide messenger RNA. Lineage: Eukaryota; Viridiplantae; Streptophyta; Magnoliopsida; Aquifoliales; Aquifoliaceae. The record is from the annotation of a GenBank genome assembly.